This is a messenger RNA of Panicum hallii, 1316 nucleotides long. RefSeq names its product transmembrane protein 56-B-like. Bases 197 to 1000 code for a protein of 267 amino acids. Gene Ontology annotation, cellular component: endoplasmic reticulum; membrane. The transcript is spliced from 9 exons. NCBI's taxonomy places the organism in Eukaryota, Viridiplantae, Streptophyta, Magnoliopsida, Poales, Poaceae. The record is from RefSeq and is a predicted model, not a curated record. Gene Ontology annotation, biological process: lipid homeostasis.
CUCCCUCCUCCCCCGUGCCCGCCCGCCCGCCGCCAACACCAACAGCACAACCAGCGCACCACCACCCAAGAAAUGGAGCUCAGCCUCCCCCUCCUCCCCGCCUCAGCUCCGCGCGCGUAGCUGCGCCCCGCUCCCCCGCACUCUCGCGCGCGAGCUCCCAUCCAUCCCUGCGCGAGGUGCUGUUUGAGACGCGAAGAUGGCAGCCGUCACAGCUUACAAAUAUCAAGCUCAGGCAUUGAUGAGGGACUACCUGCUAGCCGAUCCACUUGUUCCGUACACCUCGGUGCUCAUGGGCAUUGUCCUCUGCAAGAUGGCUUAUGAUUUCACUCGGAUAUUGAGCUCCUUUUACUUCAAGGGCUAUACUUCAUUAACAAAAAUACAACGCAUCGAAUGGAACAAUAGGGGUAUGUCCAGUGCACAUGCAAUCUUUAUCACAGCUGUGUCGUUAUAUCUUGUUGCGUCGACUGAUCUUUUCUCUGACCGGAUCAAGGGACCUAUUACAUUCCGUAAUUCGAUCAUAUCCACUUCUGCAUUGGGGGUUUCUGUCGGUUACUUCAUCACUGAUCUUGCAAUGAUCUUCUGGUUGUAUCCUUCCCUUGGUGGAAUGGAAUAUGUCCUCCAUCAUACUCUUUCCUUAGUUGCAAUAGCAUACACAAUGUUGUCUGGGGAAGGGCAGUUUUACACAUACAUGGUUCUUAUUUCAGAGACAACCACCCCUGAAAUCAACUUGCGAUGGUUCCUUGACACAGCUGGACUGAAAAAAUCAAGCGCUUACUUGGUUAAUGGAAUUCUGAUGUUUGUUGCAUGGCUGGUGGCAAGGAUAUUUUUGUUCAUAUAUGUAUUUUAUCACAUCUAUUUGCACUACAGUCAGAUUAUGCAGAUGCACGCCUUUGGGUACUACCUGACAUUUCUUGUGCCAUCAGUGCUCUUUGUGAUGAACACAAUGUGGUUCAUGAAGAUCUUAAAGGGUGUGAAGAAAACACUGGCAAAAUGGCCAUGAUGGAUGACGCCAAGCGGAUCCCAGAGCUAACAAGACUUGGCUUCCUGGCAGCACCGUGUGACCUUGAUUUGUAAAGUUAUGAAUAUCAGGUUAACUAGAGAAAGUUAAUGUGUAAAGUAUUAGCAAACAAGUUAGGUUAGAUGAAAUCGCCCUAUUUUCAGCAAAGCUGGAAUUUCAUAACCAGUUUGGUUUGUACCAAAGUUCUAGCACGCUGUUAUGCUUACACCAUCUGCGCCAUGUGUAUAUCCGAAGAGCAUUUGAAUGGAUAGUUUAUUCACCAAAUAGAAUCCCAGCUCUGUGUACUUUGAAUUUGUGA